GGGUGCGGUUUCAUCCAGAGCUCCCCUUGUAGCAUAUAGAGAGACUGAAAUACAUCCACUGCAAUCGACGUACUGUUGGAUCUCGGACACAUGAGAGGAUAUUUCAUUCAAAAUCAAGCUUGUGUGUGUGUGUGUGUGUGGAGGAAGAAAAGGGCGUUGAGAAGAUUGGUGCUGCUUACAGGUACAGCAGGCUAAUGGAGAGGUUACAAUGUAACAGGUAACAAGAUGAAAGACACAGACGUCUAAUGGAUUCUUUGAUCAUCUGAAGCUCGAGGGAUGAAAGUGAAUGAAAUAAACAAGCAAGCAUUUCACCUGGACACGAAGAGAUCACCUGCAUCUCGUGUGUCUUUGUCUUAUAUAACCAGGAAAUACAGAUCGGGAUUAACACGUUUAAAGGCACACUAUCAACCAGAAAGGAUGCAACGUUAAACUUUGUUCCACUUCGUAUUGACAAACUUGAAAUGACACCUACUGACACGAGAUAUCAGGAUAAGCCCGCUGCACUGCUAAGGUCAUCCAAUUAGGAUUGAUCAAGAAAUGCUGCCUUUGAAACCCGAACAGAACAACUCAAGUAAUAAACCGAUGUCAAUCAUCCCACAUAAGCCAGAAUGACUUUGCCUUGACAUAGUCUUGACAAAAUGAGCAUUUGUAAAUUCUGACAGAUCAGCGUUUUAAAGAACAAAAAAACAUCUGUCCUUUCACUGUGUACGUAUAAAAAUGAAUAACAUGUUUACCAUAAAAGCAGAUGUCAUAUUUCACGCUGCGGAUCAUGAAGACUCAGAGCCAUCUAUUAUUACCAAAGGGAAUGACAAAGUUAUUCCAAGAGACGUUACUGCUUGUGUUUCCGAGACAGGAAUAGCACAAAGAUCCUGGGAAUCUGGAAGAGUACCGGAGACUGGAAAUCUGGGAAAACGUUCCUUAGGAACAGGAGACUAUCUGCAUGAUGGAAACUCCAGUGACAGUGGGUUUCAGGAUCAUAUUCAACCAGCGGAUGUUGCUGUAAAAAAUCUGAGUGAGUCCUCUGGCAAAAAUGGAGUAAAAGAGGAUGCAAAUGGAACUGCAGCUGACAGGCCUUUACUAAGCCUUGGAGCAGGAACCAGAGCAGAAAUGGCUAAAUCUUAUGUUUACGAGACUGAAGGAAUCAUGAGGAGUCCAAGCGUCAUUAGCUCUGUGUCCUCUCUUUCACAGGACUCGUUUUCUGACUCGAGGGAAAGCCGAUCGUUAGAACAAGCACUGGGUAAUAUGUGUUCAUUACAAGAAGGUGCACAUGUUCACUUUACACACGAGUCAGUACAUGACAUAAAGCACAGCGGUAAUGGGUUAACAAAUUCCAUUUCUGUUCGAGAGAACCCUGAUUUAGUUAUUGAAGUAGGCAGACAAAAGGUCCAAGUACAUAAAUCUGUUCUUGCUGAAAAAAGUGACUAUUUUAAAGCAAGGCUUUCUCGAGAUAUACUAAAAAUUAAAGGUGUGAGCUACAAGACGUUGUCCGUUCUGAUAGAUUAUGUUUACACCUCCAACAUGAAUGUGAACAAAGAUAACGUUGUGGAUGUUGUAACCGGGGCAAAAAUCUUACAGAUCCCUUGCGCGGUGCAGGCCGCAAUCGACGCCAUGUCUGCCCAGCUUACAACACAGAACUGCUACGAAAUUCUGACAAUCGCUAAAAAGCAGCGACUAAGUGAACUGAAGGAGACUGCUUACCGUUUUAUAAGCGACAACUUUUUGCAAGUGCUGAAAGAUCCCGCCGUUUAUGGCCGUCUUACGGGGUCCGAGCGUGACCUGGUUUUGAGGAACCGUAUGGAGGGACGCACAUGUUUAAUGGUCUCUGAGAUCAAUGAUGUUUUUGAGCGAGUGGGGAGCAGACCCCCAAGCAGGGGCAACAGCAGGCCUCAGAGCCCUCUCUCUACUGCCUCAUUUGAAGACAACCACAUGAUCUACUACUACAACGAGAAUACCAAGGAUUGGCACACACUGACCAUCAUGCCUGAGGAUAUUAAUACCAAAGGUUGUGGGAUCUGUUGUAUGUAUAAUUACUUGUUUGUCGCAGGUGGCAUCCGAGGAUUUGGUGAGAAAGGAAAAGCAUCAGACAAAGUGUUCUGCUACAAUCCCAUAACGGACCGCUGGAGCGAGAUCCGACCCAUGAACCAAGCAAGGUCACAACUCAAAUUAGUGUCCAUGGAUGGUUUCUUGUAUGCCAUUGGUGGAGAAUGUCUCUUCACUGUGGAGAAGUAUGACCCUCGUAUGGACCGUUGGACCACUGUGGCUCCGCUACCCAAAGGAGCGUUUGCAGUUGCCCAUGAGGCUACCACCUGCAAUGGAGAGCUGUACGUAUCAGGAGGAACACUCUUCUACCGCCUCUUGAAGUACGACCCCAAGAGGGACGAGUGGCAAGAAUGUCCGUACAACAACAGCAGGAAGAAAUCCACCGACAUGGUUGCGCUGAAGAGCUUCAUCUACAGGUUCGAUGUCAACCGUGAACAAGGCGUCAACGUAUUUAAGUACAACACCAUAGUCAAAAUGUGGCACGACUGUGCCUCCUAUCAGCAAGGGAGCCCACUGCCAUUCAGGUGCGCUGUCAUUGGAAGUCGCAUCUAUUGCGUCAACAAGACCCAGACUUUACAGUUCAUUGUGGAGGAAGAUGGGGCUCGAUUCGCAGACGAACCUCUGAAAGCUCCCAUGGAGGCUAAAGGAGUGUUAUUUCCAUUCGUUCUGACCUUACCAGACCGGAGUGAUCGAAAUGUCUGAGUAGGGAUCCUACUGAGAAAAGAACAUUUGUAAGCAGCAUGGUCAACUAUUACAAAAAGAAAGAAAGGAGUGUUUCUCGCCAAGUUAAUGCUCGUAACUGGAAUGUUUCUCUUCGCAUGGUGGACGCACAUCCAUGGGACGCCUUACAAUGACAGCUCUUUUCUUUUAAUAUUGUGGCACAGUUGCAUUUUAUAUGUAUGCAGUAUAUAACCUGGAUGCAUUUUUCCAUUUGUUUCGUGCACUUUUUGUACUUUAAAUGUUUGACAAAAAUGAUCCGGCAGCAAAAUCAAACAGAAAAAAAGCACAACUGAAAUAUAACUGCGAAUCAUAUAAAGCAGUCUAACUAUAAAGUUUAUCAAACUGGAGCUUACUGUAAUUUAAGUGAAUAUAGCACAAUAGUCUAACGAAAAUAUUUAGUUAACGUGGACCUUUGAGCACACGCCUUCGACUUGAAACAAAGCCAUCGAACAAGGAAAGCUUACUCUAACGUUAAACGCUAAUUCUGCACUUAUGAGCACAAAACGCUUAACUUCUCUUCAUUUGUCAGCACGGUUUGGGGGUAAGGAUACAAAUAUAUCAUAUGAGAGGAAGAUUUAAUUGCAUCUCCAAACUUUUAAUUAGAUACUAACGAGGGCAUGACAAACAGCAGGUGACCUGGAAAUCAGGCUAAUGAUUUAAAUCACAGGAAACUAAAACAAGCCUUAUUUAUCAGGGAUGGAAUCCCCAGGGACCACACGAUACAAUAUUAUCACGAAACCUAGGUCGAUUCAGUCUCUAUUGCCAUUUUAUAAUUAUCACAUUUUCAUAAAUAUCUAAAUUCAAUAUUUUCUUUUUUUCAGAUUCAAAAAAAAUUCUAAACAAACAUGACAAAUAAUUCACAAGGUGGGAAUAGUUUAGAGCACCACCUGUAGACUCAUAGAGAAACUGCAGAAUUCUACCACCUCAAUUGCACACAUAAAAUUGGGACCAAAAGUUUUGAGAAAGACACAAAUAGUAAUUUUCACAGAGUCUGCUGCUUCAGUGUUUUUCGAUCGUUUUUUUUUAAGUUGUAAGGAUGCUUUACACUUGACAUGACACAUGACAUGAUGAACUUGACAUGAUGGUUGCGCUUACCUUUUCUUCUCUUACAAGCUUUUUUCUGGAUGCCCCAAAUAAUCGGAAAGAGGAUUUAUCAGAGAAAAUUACUUUACCCAGUCCCCAGCAGUCCAAUCCCUGUAACCACUUAAAUAAUAUUAGUUUAUCCCUGAUGUUUUUCUUGGAGGAAACUGGCUUUCUUGCUGUCUUGCUUGAAAUGCAUGAAGGUGAGCUCUACCAUCAGUCCUGUGUCAUGCCAAUGGUAAAGCCUCCUAAAACCAUUUAUGUGCUUCUCAGCCAAGGUACUGGACUAAUUUACAAUUCUGCAUAAGAACACAUCCAUGAUUAAAGAAUGGUACUAAAACAUCCCCUGAAAACAACUUCACCAAACAAUCUAAGAACAGUUUGGUAACGAACAAUGUAUGUACCAGCAUGAUGGAGGACCUUGCCAUAAAGCAAAAUCUAUAAUGUCACAACGAUAAUAAUAAGUGUUUUGGGAAACAAAACAUAAAAAUUUUGGUUCGAUGGCCAGAAAACUCCCCAGACCUUAAUCACAUUGAGAACUUGUGGUCAAUCCUCAAGGGAGAAACAAAAACCCAAGCAUUCAUUCUGCAAGAAUGGCUUGUGGCCCACAGGUUGAUUGACAGCAUGCCUUGGUGAAUUGCAGAGGUCUUGAAAAAGAAGGGUCAACACUGCAAAUAGUGACUCCUUACAUAAGCUUAAUAUAAUUAGCAUGCUUGUAAUUAUAUUUCAGUAUACCAUAUUAACAUGUGACAAAAAGCUGUAAAACACUGAAGCAGAAGACUUUCUAAAGACUUUAGGCUAUGGCUGUAUAUAAAUUAAAAAAUAAUUUUAUGUGAAACGUGAAUUGCCACAUAAAAGAAUUGCGAUAGGUGACCCUAUUUUUUUUUAGGUGAACCUAUUAGUUUACUGAUUAUCAAAGGGUGUCUGGGGUCUACAUAGAUCUGUGAAGUAUAGAUUUGGGGUCCAUGUUUUUUUUUGUUUGAAAAAGAAAUUACACAUCAUUCGGAGUGCUGUUAUAUUUGUGUUUGCGUUCUCAAUGUUAUUAGCUUUGGUUUGAUUGACCACUUAACUCAAACAGAUUUUAUCAUAACCUCAACUCAAAUAUGUCAGCUAAUGGCAAAGUACAUGAAUGAAAUGGCCUGAGUAUUACCGUACACAUUUGUAUAAUGUGUAAUAUUUCAGUGGUUGGAGUUGGGUUAUUAAAUAACCACAUAUUUUACAGUUAAAGCAGUCUCUGGGUGCAAACACCUUAAGAACAACUGCCUUAGUCAGGAUCAUGCUGGAAAAAAGAAGCAAAAAAAUCUCUCGUAUUAAAUAAGUAAUAAAGCAACCGAAGCAUUGCCAAAGACAAGCAGGCUGAUUUUUUUGUUUUAAGGUUUGAAUAGGAAGCACAUUUUUUCUCAGCUUUGCAAAUAUAAUUUUUCUAUUUGAGAGAAAUAUGACACAGAGCACUCGAUAGGUGCUGAGCACAGAAUACUUUUAUCAUGAUAAAGGACUAAUCUAUAGAAUAAUCCCUUCCUAAAAGCCGCCUGUCAUUACUGAAUUCGUACAAGCAACAAUAUUUUGCACUUGACUUUCCAGUUUGCAAUAAGAUGCUAGUGUUAAUCUGGAGAUUAGUGAUGUGUGUGUGUGUGUGUGUGUGUGUGUGUGUGCGCGCGCGCUUGUGUGCUGCUAUCAUGGAAGCAAAAGCAAACUAAUCUCAAUCCCAAUCUGCUGCUGCAUUUUUGUGAAAUUUAUAAAAUACUGGAACACUAUUUGUAGUGUAAUUCUAAUUAUGUACAAUAAUUUAAUAACUAAAUUUGAUGCCGCGUUUGUCCGUACAUAAUAAUGCAUUAUGUUUCAAAUGUUGUGAAAUGGAGUCUUAUAACUCUGUGUCGCUAUGCUCUUAAUCGAUGUUUGAUUAUGAUUAUUAAAAAUAAAAGUAAGUAUUGUGCAA
This is a messenger RNA of Clarias gariepinus (North African catfish), 5776 nucleotides long. Its product is annotated as kelch repeat and BTB domain-containing protein 11. The coding region runs from base 718 to 2742 and encodes 674 amino acids. Gene Ontology annotation, molecular function: protein binding. NCBI's taxonomy places the organism in Eukaryota, Metazoa, Chordata, Actinopteri, Siluriformes, Clariidae. The record is from RefSeq and is a predicted model, not a curated record. The transcript is spliced from 2 exons.